AUGGCCUCCCACCGCAUCGGCGCGCGCGUCGCGGGCCUCUCGCCAGAGCAGCUGUGCGCCAUCAUCGAGGCGCAGGCGGGCGCGAGCGACGCCGCGCUGCGCGUGGCGGAGGAGCACGCCGCACGGCUCGUGGAGCAGCCCGAGUGGGUCCUCUCUGAGGUCCUCCUCUCGCCGGACCUCGUGCCGCACAUCCUCGCCCAGCUGCCGACCAAGGCGCACGCCGCCAAGGGGACGCCCCCCGGGCCGCUGCGGGUUUGGGAGUUAUGCUUAGGCACAGCUUCGGCGAUGGCAGCCCCUCUCUGGGGUGUUGCAUAG
Messenger RNA from Emiliania huxleyi CCMP1516, 315 nucleotides. RefSeq lists its product as hypothetical. Bases 1 to 315 code for a protein of 104 amino acids. The record is from RefSeq and is a predicted model, not a curated record. The transcript has 2 exons. Lineage: Eukaryota; Haptophyta; Isochrysidales; Noelaerhabdaceae.